GCAACUGGUCUUCCUUGGUUGUACUGAGUUACAGUGAAACUAUCGAAGCUGCUAAAUGAGAAAACCAAGUGCCCUCAGAGCAAAGUUUUAUGUGGCAGAUACUGUUGUUUGCUCUUGUUGAGAAUCAGGUAGUUAACUGUUGACUUAGUUUACUUCUUGAUUUCUAAUGCUGAGAUGCCAUAUGAUUCUGUGAUAAUUUGGCAAAUUUGGAAAGCCCUGCCAUGUUUUGACAGACUUCUACUGGGAAAGGUGGCUAUAUUAAUCUAGUAGAGAGAACAUUAAGGAAGCUGUGAGGUUAAUUUCAUUCUGAUGGUGACAAAACCUUGAUAGCAUUUAAUAUCAAUGCUUUUUCACAAAACUUCGAUGUCCACGUAAAGUACCAACUUAAAAAAAAAGAAAAAAUAGAAUCCUCCUACCUUCUUAAAAGGCCUACUGUGACAGCUGCCCAGGCCUCAUUUCUUGCUCCUUUGUAUCCCUUGUUUAUUGUUUACCUAUAGAAAUUUGCCCCUGAGAAGGCAGGCAUUUCAGCUUUGAGGCAAGGAAAUAGUGAGAGCUAAUUGAUUCAUUUGAGGAUGAAACUUGCAACUCUGACCGGAUUAGCAUCAUCCUCUCACCUAGUGAGUUAAAUGCAACAGAACAACAGCUCUCCAAGUACUUUUAAACUCUGCCCUCAUUUCAAAGCCCAGCUCAUUCUCUUAUUUUGUUAAGAAGCAAUGUGGUAUGACUGUGAUAAAGAUAAAAAAGAAAAGCAUGUUUUCACUUGAGUGAGACUGCAUUAGAAAUGUUAGCUAGUCAGGGUUGGGUGUUGCCUGUCCUUUGGAAGAGAACAGGCCUAAACAGUACCUUCCUCAUCCUGUAGCUAUGAGGAAGGCACCGUGAUUGAGAUUAGAGAUGCUUCCAUAGCUGAUUAUUAAUCAAAUGGAAAUUAAACUAACUUUAAAUAUAUAGCAAAAGGAUGGAAGUGAAAAAGAUUGUGUAUUUUUAAAGGACCUAUUUCAUGUAAACUUUUGUUUCUUGAACAAAAUGUGAACUACCUAAAGAAUGAAAUUGGAAAGUCAGUGGGAGAAACAGCUGUGGAAUCAAAGACCGAUAUUUAAAUUUUGAGCCUAGUUGUUGGAUUUUGUGCACAUUAUUUAAUUUCUUUAUGCGUCGAUUACUUCUUAUGUAAAAUAGGGAAGAUACUCUUUACCUCAUAGAAUUAUUCUAAAGAUCAAAUAAAGGCUUUAAAGCCUUUAGGGCAGUGUCUAGCACAGGGUAGAUGCUUAAUAAGUGGCAGCUUUAUCAAUAACAACAACUUAAUAUUGUUGAAUACUUUACCAGGCCAAAAAAAGAAAGAAAAGGACAUAGGGAGCACAAGGGAAGGUGAUAAUAGAAUGAACUGAUUAUAUGUGUAGAUAAAAUAGAUUACAUUAGGCAGGGGUGUCAUGAGGAUUAGUGUGAGAGUGACCUUGUUGCUAAGUACAAAAGCAAAACAAUGACAUAAAAACAAGUACGCUAGGCACUGAGUGGAGGAGAGAGAUGGAGGCAGACGCUGCAGGAAAAAAAGCUGAUUAAAAGGGCCUUUGAUUCCACAGGCACAAAAAUCCACAGCCAGGAAUUUGCUGCCACCUCUGAGUCAGGCAGGGGGUGGGGGUGGGGUGCACAAUCCCAUUAGUAGAGAAAUGCCCAGUGGAUUUAGUCUGAGAGUCACAUUUCUUAUUUGGACCAGUGUAGACAGAAGCAAACCCAGCUCACUUGUUUCCUGGGACAGUUGAGUUAGGGGAUGGCUUUUGCAGAGCGUUCACCGCUGACCCCUCACCGCCGGGACCUCUGUAGCCGCUCUAUCUGGCUAGCAAGGAAGAUUCGUUCAGACCUGACUGCUCUUAUGGAAUCUUAUGUGAAGCAUCAGGGCCUGAAUGAGAACAUAAACCUGGACUCUGUGGAUGGUGUGCCAAUGGCAAGCACUGAUCGAUGGAGUGAGCUGACUGAGGCAGAGCGACUCCAAGAGAACUUGCAAGCUUAUCGUACCUUCCAUGUUAUGUUGACCAGGCUUUUAGAAGACCAACAGGUGCAUUUUACUCCAGCUGAAGGUGACUUCCAUCAAGCAAUACAUACCCUUCUGCUCCAAGUUGCUGCCUUUGCUUACCAGCUGGAGGAAUUAAUGGUGCUCCUGGAAUACAAGAUCCCCCCCGGUGAGGCCGAUGGGAUUCCUGUUACUGUUGGAGAUGUUGGUCUUUUUGAGAAGAAGCUCUGGGGCCUAAAGGUGCUGCAAGAGCUUUCACAGUGGACAGUGAGGUCCAUCCAUGACCUUCGAGUCAUUUCUUCUCAUCCAACUGGGAUCUCAGCACAUGGAAGCCAUUAUAUUGCUAACGACAAGAAAAUGUAGCAGUUGCCCUUCUUCCUUUCUUUUCUAAUGGAAUAUACGUAGUUCUCUGAGGCCUCACCUUCCCACUCUUCAGUUUUUGAAAAACCUUUAAGACCACAGGCAUUUUCCUUAAGUAGGGUUGGAGAUAUGGACAAAUGGACAUACAGGUUUAGUCUGGGUUGUGUGUGUGUGUAUGUGUAUGUGUGUUGAGGCCAUAAGGGAGUGGGGCAGGGACAACAUCCUUCCAUCUGAGUGCUCUAAUCUUUUCUACCCACUAAGUAACCUUUACGGGCAUUUAACAGCCUCACAGGAUAAAUAUAUUUCUGACUUUAGUCCUGGAUGACUCUUCUGAGAAGACUAACAGUGAAUUAAAAAUCAUAGACUCUAGCCAACUCAAACUUGGAUAAUAAAAAUAGUAACUAACAUUUAUUAUCUACUGUAUUAAAGUAAUAUGUCACAGGCUUUAUGUAUAUUAUAAUUUUCACAACAACCCUGUUGAGGGAGGUGGUGGUAUUCUCAUUUGGCAGAUGAGAAAACAGGCUCUCAGAAAUUUAUAAUUUGUUCAGGGUUACCCAUCUAGCAAGUGACACACUAAGUUUGAACGCAGAUUUUUCUCAUUCCAAAGCCUAUGUGCCCUUCACUCUAGAGGCCUGAUUAUGAACCUCCAUCACUGCACCUCUUUGCCACAGAGGGUUGGAAAAUGUAUCCAUGUAGACUAAUCCUAGCACUGAAGAAACAACCUCCAGUACAUGUCCUGAAUGGCACAAUUUUAGUGUUAAAGGCAGUAUUUGCUGUCCAUGCUUGGCAAAGAGAGCAAUGGAGAUCUUAAGAUUCUGUUUGGGGAGAAGAUUAGGCCCACCAAACUUCAGAAUUUAAGCAGAUAGGGAUGUGCAGUAAUAACAACCUGUUUUUAAAGUGUUCACUAAUGUUCUUGAGUUUGAGUUUGGGAUACCAGGUUACCUCACAUUUAUUGUAAUCAGCAGUGCAGUGAUACAGACACUGUAACCCAAGCAUUCAUGGACAGUGGGUGGACUACUACUCAGGUUAAAAAGUCACAGAACUCCUUCACCACACAUUCUCGGCACUUAGUCAUGAGAAGAAGGUGAGGCCCACUCUGUUCCCCGUGGGAAUGCUGGCGAUUCUGAAACAAUAUACAUCAAAGCCUCCAUGCUUUACAACAAAGAGGCAGAGCUCUGCAUUUAAUGUUCUUGAGAGAAGCACAGUGUGAGAGGCGCCAGGUAGUAGAUGUGGGCAUUAAUGGAAAAGGUCAUUUGCAGUCGGGCCUGUGAACUAGUAGUGCAGUGUGAAUCCGGAAGUUCUCAGGUGUACCAUGUUUCACACUACCAAUUAGUGAAAACUCAAGAUCUUCAACUGGGGACCCAAAUCAAUUUAGUUUACUUGUUUGGGGCUUCGGUAUUCUUAAAUGAACCAUGAGUUAGAGAGGGCUAGCUCCCAAAGGUCGCAUGAGGUGGAAUGGGUGAUUAGCUUGUGUCCUUCCCUACAUAGGUUCAUGUCCAAAACUCCAUGAAGUCAAUGUUAUGAGAGGCCUCUGGGCUAGGCGUUGGGGCGAUACAGGGUAAGAAAGGCCCUGCUCUCUAGUGUGCAUUUGUGGAAACAAGGUUGUAUGCAUAUAGGGGAUCAAUACUAGGCUGGAAUUGUAAGGCACAGGUGUAAGUGUUAUGGAGUUAAAAGGAAGCUCAACAAGGGCCAGAAAUCGCUUCCUGGAGGAGGGAGGAGUUCAGUUGUGUCUCAGAGGUUGGCUGAGCACCAAAUAAAGAGAAGUCAUGAGGUGAGGAACACGGAAGAGUUGCCUGGCUAGAAGCAAGUGAGGCAAUAAUAAACAUCUGAGUCCAGCAACCACUAGAGGUUUAUUGUUGGUUUUAUUUUAUUUGUGAUUUGGUAUAGGUAGAUAGUUCCCCAGUGAAUACAUAGAGGCUUAUUUCAUUCAAGCUUUUCCUUAUUUAAAUUGUUGCUUCUGCUUAACAGCAACAGCAGUAUCUUUGAUUGAUAAAGUACCUGCUUAUUAAUGUGAAGCUCUUAGAUUUAUCUGUACAGUAUUUUAGGUUCUUUUUGUAUAAUGGAGAAAGAAUGACUAAAAUUUCUUGAUGGGGAAUAACUAAUGACAAACUUGCUGAAUCUGAAAGGAGUGACCCCUCUCCAAGUGUUUUGUUUUUAUAUUCAGCAGGUGUGGCAGGGCAGACAUCUGCAGAAGUUCCAAAAAUCAAUGGAGCAUGGCUUAAGCUUUGCUGAGUUGCAUGUGAAGGAGUAUUUAUGGACGAGGCACAUUUGAAGUGGCGGAGGGUCCAGAAAAGGUACAAAUACUAGCUAUUGAAUGGGAGGGAAUAGGAAGAUGUGUAAGUUUCAAUUAGGUCGCAAAAGCAGCAAGUCUACCGAGUGCACUCCCAACUCUGUGCUAAGAGCUAAGUGUCAGUUUCUCCUUCAAGAAACUUGCUAUGUGCCUCAAAAGAAGUGUGGGGAAACUCCUUAGAAAAAGGUAGAUAAAGUAAGAGGGAAAUGAGCACUUAGUCAUAAUAACAAAGACAUAAACGUGUGGAUCUGCAUGUGUAGACAUUGCAUCAUGCUCAUCUGAAAUGGAUGAAACAGACUGAAUGAGGGACUGACAAUAUGCCAGUGCUCUAGGGUGUGCGUUUCGUAAUACACCUAGGGAUAAUGGCGACACUGUGAAAGUACAUAUUUUUUAAGGAUCCACAACCCAAAAGAGAUUUUUGAUCUUCAGAUUUUAGUUCCUUUGUUUCUUAGAUCUGUAUAUGGAUAGGAUCUCUGGGGAAUCAUAUUUUUAUAUACAUAUAAACUAUAUCAUAUGUAUUAAUAUGUGUGUAUAUAUAUAACUAUAUAUCAAUAAGGUAUUAAUAGGCAUAAAUUUAAUUCCUAGGCCCUAACUCUUAUUUUGUAAAGAGGAUUCCUUCCAUCCUGUUGUCUCCAAAAAAGUCCUCUCUGUGGGGAGACAGAUUCAGUUUUCCUGAAUCUCUCAAGGAAUUGCAUGUAUGAGAGUUGAUAAAUUCUUCAUUGAUUUAAGAGGGUGAUUUGGAAAAGACUUGCAAAUUAGCACAAACUCGAAGGCCAAGUGUGGGAUACAAUUAGCUUUAGUAUGAUCAGGUUUGAGGGAAGUGAGAGUUUUAAUAAAUAUGGAAAGUGUAAAGUCAUAGACCUGGUAUUGCUGUUAUUUCAGGCUGCUGUGGAUUAAAGCCCAAUGGAUGACUCAUUGCUGUGACCUCUGGUCAAACAGGGAGAGGACAAGUAAAUAUUUCAGGGAGACAUAUCUGCAAAGUUGUUUAGAAUGACUUUUCUUUAUGAAUCCUCAGCUCCUCAUGAAGUGGCUGAGUACCUUCUCCCUCUGUUGAGGAGUAAAAUAGAAAUAGAAAUGCACCAGGAUGAGAAAGGGAUUGGUGAAGAGGAAAAGGAGAAAAAAAAAGUAGAAUUUGGAUACCACUUCAGUUGAUUUAUUGUGUGUGUGUGCGCGCGCGCGCUACUAACAGCGUUUAGGCCAGGGCCUAGAAAGAAUGGUUUGGCCUCCUGCCUCAUCCCACCUCAGCGUCAAGCGUCAGACCCAAGAAUGAGACCUCUGAAUGUUGGUACAUUCAAAAAGUGAAAGUGAUGAAAAUUUCAUCUCUCCGCUCAAAAGCUAUAAAGCUCUAAGGUUUACAGAUAAAGAAAGUAAAAAUAUAAUUUGAUCUUUUGAUGAAAUUUGUGUGGGGUAUGAGAUAAGAAAAUCCACGCGCAUGAGAUUCUUAUGUUACUUGGAUCGAUCUAUUUUUGGCAGUUAGAAAAUAAAAGAUGCAAGAAUGGCUAACAAUAAAGAUCUCACCUCAGCAAGACCAUGAGUUGCUUCUUUUAUUUGUGUAUCUUUGGAUGAACAAGGGGAAUUUCAAGUGAGUUCAACAUUGGAUGAAGUGUAAUCCUCCAGCCAGGGCCAGGCUCAAUCAAGUGUGCUAGGUAAAUCUCCAUUAUGCUAGGCCACUGGGAAAAAAAUCCCAAGGCGAGCCAGCCUAGAAAAGGUAGACUGCCCCUAUGCCUAUCAGCUAGCCUGCAGGUGAGGAAGAUUUCCUUCUAUAUGGUUUAAUUUCAAGUAUUCCCAGUCAAGCCUUUGAAAGACAGAAGAACCCUGACUAGCCCAUUUCUAGUCAGUUGGAAGGUAGAAACUAAGUUGUGGGAAAUCACAUAGGGGAAAAUAUGAAAAAUUGCUAAGAGAUUCUAUAUUUUUAUCCACAUGUUCAAGGUGGUAUCAAACGAAUUCUGCAUUUCCUUAUUAUGUCAGGUGCCUUACAGUACUGUAUGUCAUUUAAUCCUCUGAGAUCCUUUCUCUCCUUCACAAAUGAGGGAAAUGAGAAUGAGCAUUAACUUGUCCAAGUUCCCUCUUCUAGUAUAUGACAGGAUUGGAGUUUUAGUUCCGGCUCCAAAACUCACUCCAGUACACCCCACUGCUGUGGGACUCCUACAGAAAUCCAUUCUUCAUCUCUAAUUCACUUUCCUUGGGUAAAGCCAGCAAGAGUUGUACCAAAUCUUGCUUUGUGACAAACCCUAUUAAGUUUCCAAACUUUGGGACAAGUCACUUUUUCUGAGCUGCUUCAUUUAUGAAAUGGAAAUGACAGUUAUCUUUACAGGUUGUCAUAUGGUUUAGACAAAUUGAGUAUCUGAAAGUACUUGUAAAUGACGUAUAAACAUCAAGUAUAUUUAAUGUCUCAAAUAGCUUGGAUUGAUGUAAGACUUUCAACUGAGGAGAGAAGUCUGUAAGCACCUCAGAGAAAUACCAUUUGCUUCCGAGGAUCCAUGUGAUCACAGCCUGGACUUUACUUUGUUGUAGCUGUGGGCCUUUGGCCACUAGAGACCGACCCAGUCUCAUACACAGCCUCCAGGAGUUAUCCACCUCUGUGGAGAGUCGAGACUCAGGCUGUUCACAACACCCAGAAGAGAUGGCUUUCCCAGUAGGCGGGGUCAGACAAGUUCUGGAGGAACCUGGCAGGCCCUCUAGAGAGCCAAGGAAACGUGCAAACCAAGGCACCGCCCAGGAUGUGUUAAAGCAUGCAUUUAGACUGAGAGUUGUCCCACCAUAUACCAGCAUUCUCCUCUGAAUACCGGAAGGAACUCAAACUUGGUUUAGUUUAAUCCCA
Molecule: messenger RNA, 7473 nt
Organism: Diceros bicornis minor
Lineage: Eukaryota; Metazoa; Chordata; Mammalia; Perissodactyla; Rhinocerotidae
Gene: CNTF
Product: ciliary neurotrophic factor
Exons: 2
Coding region: 1763-2365 (200 amino acids)
Biological process (GO): ciliary neurotrophic factor-mediated signaling pathway; negative regulation of neuron apoptotic process; positive regulation of tyrosine phosphorylation of STAT protein
Cellular component (GO): axon
Molecular function (GO): growth factor activity; cytokine activity; ciliary neurotrophic factor receptor binding
Source: RefSeq, a predicted model, not a curated record